Linum trigynum is the source of this 865-nucleotide messenger RNA. Lineage: Eukaryota; Viridiplantae; Streptophyta; Magnoliopsida; Malpighiales; Linaceae. The record is from the annotation of a GenBank genome assembly.
CCCAAUCUCUCUAAUCUUCUCUGUUCUUCCCCAAUUCUCCUCAUUCUCAAACCCUAAUUUCUCAAUUCUUUCUCUAUCUAUCUCCCAUUUUCUUCCAUUUAUCAAGGAUUCUAACAGUGGUAUCAGAGCCUGCUACGAGAUGAGUUCAUCAGAGCUCUCAUAUAGGGAAUCGCUGCACCAAUGGAAGGAGGAGGUUGAUCGGUUGGUGGCUAGGUGGGCCGCGUUCGGACCCGACGGCGGAGGAGGCGGCGGCCCAUCCGGCGGGCGAGACGGCGGCGGUGAUGUCCGCCGACGCGGCGACGGGCGUGGCUUCCUCCGGGACGCUGCAUUUCAGCGCUGAGGUGGAGGGCAGACCGGCGAUCACGCUGGUCCACAACGGCGCCUCCCUAAACUUCGUCGGCAAAGGCUUCGGGGCGACUUUCAAGCAGGAGGCGACGAGGGUGAGGGCAUUCACGGUCCGGGCAGCCAAUGGAGCUGAGCUGAGAUGUAACCCGCAACACUGCGGGGUGUCCUUGCGGAUACAGGGACUCAAGGGAAUAGUGGACUUGAAUGUUUUGCCCUUGCAAGGGUUUGAUGUGAUUUUGGGAGUCCCUUGGCUCCGAAGUUGGGUCCGGUUGUGAGUGAUUGAAACAGGAUGACGAUGCGGUUUAAAUGGAGGGACAAGGAGUGGGAAUUGAAAGGGAUGACGAUGGUGGAGGGUCCGCUGAGUUGGGAAGAGCUGCAGUCUCUAGAGGAAGAGGUGGUGGUUGUGCUAUGCUGACCGAUGGGGGCUGCCCGUGGUCCAGAGCGAGCUUCCGAAAAAUGCAGAGUUUGUUGGAAAGCUAUCACGACCUGUUCGAGACACUAGGGCAACUACCUCCUAGCC